AUGGUGACUGAAAAGCUCAGUUUAACUUGUGAUGGACUCCUGUCACACCGACAGCUCGCAUGUUGUCACUCUUACUGUGGUCUACCUCUUCAUGGCAAGGAAAUGCUGAUUUACAAUACCAUGGAAGUAAAACAGCAGCCUCUGCUGCUAACUGGCCACCAUGGUGAGAUCAGUGCCAUGACCUUUGGAAAACGAAGUGGACCUGUUCUCCUCUGCUCUGCCUCUGCUGACUAUAUCAUUGUCUGGGAUAUUGAACUGUGCCAGAAGAGAACACAGGAGGGUAAAGUUGCAGCUGGAACUGUUAUCGGGACUUUAUUGGGUGAAGUCGUCCAUCUUUCAUUCUGUUUCUCUGAUGAACGAGUGGCAGCAUGCUCAGGAGCAACUGUAUAUAUUCUUUGCUCAAAGAGACAGGAUGUGAUCUCUACCUUGACCAGCCACCUUGGACCUUUAACAUCUGCAGAGUUCUGUCCUUGGAACAAAGACAUUCUUGUCACCACAUCAGAGGACCGCACUUUUAAGGUGUGGAAUUUACAAACUGAAGCUGUUUGCUACCAGUCUUUUGUGCUUUCAGCGUAUCCGCUGCUCAGUGUGUUCUUUUUGGAGGAGAACAGGCACUUAAUCACUGGCUCAUCUGACGGACAGCUGUGGUGCUUUUCUCUCCGUGAUGACCACAAUUGUGACCUGGUGACCAAAAUGGACCUCCAGAAGAUGGAAAAAAGACAUCAAAUGCACCAACAGACUGUGAGCCAUCAAGCAGGGUCAGCAGAACAAUCAGCUGUAGAUAAAAUGGAGACUUCAAAACCUGUCCUUGAAAUGGCUUUAUGUACCUCAUUCACUGGCACCAGUAUUGAGCUUGAAAAGGACAGCAGCUGGUUUUGUAUUGGAAGCUCAGAUGGCCUGUAUGUGGUUGAUCUGGCUACCUCAGAACUCCUAACAGUGUUAUAUUUCAAAGAUUACCCCAACUUGAGCAUCACAAUGGCUGGGUCAUGGUCAAUCUCUCCAGGGCGGAAUAACUCUAUGGUGUUUUUAGUGAGCUCUUUGUUUACUCCGUGUGUGGUCUUGUUGGAGUUACCUCUGUGUGACCUUGGGAGGACCUGGGCUUGUGGUGAAGGCUUUUUGGUGUUCCCAAGUUCUCCUCCACUGCAUGAAUCUCCUCUUAAUGCUCAGUUGAAGAGGAGGGAGCCAGAGCAUCCCAAAAAGAAAGGAGGAAUAAAGGAGCAGCCUCUGGUCUUCCACUCGAAAGUGAAGUCAUCUGGAUAUAACACUGCCCCAAGAAGGAUUAUGUUUUCUCCUAAAACAAAUACCCAGAAGAAUCCUUCUUCUAAAAAGGCCAACAAAAAUAGAGGUUUACUCCUCAAAGAUUAUCCAGCAGACAGUGCAGCGCCUACUGUUGCACACAUUCAUCUGAGCAUUGCUAACAAACCAGUCCACUGCCUUCAGUAUUCAGGUGACGGAAAACAAAUCCUGUGUGGUCUUGGCGACAGCUCAGUGCUAUUGUACAAGUCCUCCCUUACUGGCAGUCCCUCUGUCUAUACAGGGCAUGACAAGCCAGUGAGCAGUUUGAGCUGGAGCCUAAACAGACAGUGGUGGUUGAGUGCGUCAGAGGACCAGUCGCUACGAAUCUGGACCCAUGGCAGCCCAGAGCCUGCCAUUAUCAUGGGUGACAGUAUGUUCUCCAAACCCUUAAGAAGUGCUCAGUUUUACUACCUCGACAAAUUUCUUCUUCUGGCAUCUGGACCGUCUCUAUACUUGUACCUUUAUCAUGUAGACACCACACGUGAUGACAUCAGAAGAUAUCAGCAACGGAGUGUCGUCAAAUUGGCAAGAUGCUUUACGACAACAUCAGCAACAGACAUCACUGCCCUGUCUGCAGUCAAUGAUUUCUUCUCUUACAUCGUUUUGGUGUGUGGUUCGGAUCGGUCCAUUCAAGUAUUUGACAUGAACAAGGGCACAAUUGCCUCAGCACUGCCGGACGCCCACAGCAGAGCUGUUCACUGCAUUACACAGAACAAGGGCUCCAUGUUCAGCACACAAGCGCCAGAUUCAUACAACCUCUUCCUCACCAGCGCAGUCACAGAUGGUGUGAAGAUUUGGGACCUCCGCACACUGAGGUGUGUACGGCGUUAUGAGAACCAUGUAAACCGCUGCCAUCCAUGCUCUUCAGCCAUCUCACCAUGUGGCCGGUUCAUUGCCUCAGGUUCAGAGGAUAACUGUGCCUAUGUGUAUGAUGUCCGUAGCAGCAGGUACCUCCACAAACUUCAGAAACACUCAGACACGGUGCUCAGUGUGAUUUUCAACCCUGCCACACCAGAGCUGCUGACUGGGACCUUGGAUGGGAAGCUGAGACUCUUUCAGUCUAGCAGUGGGGUCCGUCUGUCUCAUGACACCAGUGCUGCUGCGCAUAGCGUCCCCAGCAUGAGUGCGUAA
Plectropomus leopardus (leopard coralgrouper) is the source of this 2427-nucleotide messenger RNA. It is a transcript of the gene wdr27, whose product is annotated as WD repeat domain 27. NCBI's taxonomy places the organism in Eukaryota, Metazoa, Chordata, Actinopteri, Perciformes, Serranidae. The record is from RefSeq and is a predicted model, not a curated record. Gene Ontology annotation, molecular function: protein binding.